CAUUAUAUAUGGGACACUCAGCCAGCUAGCAGUCAUAGUUUUCUCUGAGAUUUCAAGAUGAAGUUCGAGCUGCUGCUGCUAACACUUCUAGCACAUAGAAUUCUGCCACAAGAAGUGAAUCCUAUAAACUGCAGAGUGAGCUUGAAGCCAAUGCUUAUCUGCGCUUUUAGUGGGGGGUGUUUUAUGAACAUCGAUCAAAAGGAUAUCGAACUACUGAACUGUGAACGCAAGCAGAAAGGAUUCCAAAAUAUCGAAUUCGUUGCCGAGGGAGAAUGCCCAGAAUCAUUUAUACCUGCUUGCAAAACCUUCGACUAUAAAUAAGUAUCGAAUAAUUGGAAUUUAUUAAAAUGCUUUCAAAUUAUGAUUAUAUAAUUGAAGUGUGAGAAUAAAUGAAUGUUGUGCUUAGCCUAGAACUUGACAAUGUGACCCGUGAAAUAAACCGCAUGCUGAUCGCGAAUGAUGAACACAAAUGGAUGA
This is a messenger RNA of Drosophila albomicans, 477 nucleotides long. RefSeq lists its product as uncharacterized. The transcript has 3 exons. Bases 58 to 321 code for a protein of 87 amino acids. The record is from RefSeq and is a predicted model, not a curated record. Lineage: Eukaryota; Metazoa; Arthropoda; Insecta; Diptera; Drosophilidae.